AUGUAUGUUUCUGGUGAUGGUGUUCAAUGUAACGAGUUGAUGAAUUUUGGUGGUCAUUGUUCAACAUAUGGCUGCAGGUUUUGUUUGACAAAGGGAAAGCAUAGAGGCGAUGUAAAAAACAAAGACGGGAUUGCAAAUAACGACUACAACAUUAAUCUUCCUAGUGUUUUUGGUGAUCUAGUCUCUUUUACGUCGGUUGCUUUUCAUCCAAUUGAUGAGAUGCAUCUGUUUUCUAACAUCGCCAAAGAUGUUUUUUCCAUGCUUUCUCCAAAGUACAACCUUCAUUUCAAAUACUGUGGAAAGGAAACAGAUUAUCCAUUUGAAUUGUCUAAUACCUCGUUCACAGCCAUCAAAAAGAGCAUGGAAGGAUCUAGACAACUCAUACCAGCAUCUUGUUUCAAAGGUAGUUGGUUGGCGAUGGAGCCUAACAAUGUCAAGGCACUUUAUCGUUCUGCUGAGUGGCUGGAUUGGCUGCUUUAUUGUGUACCAACCCUGAUUGUAUCACAGUUUGAUGACACUGUUGUGAUUGACGGAUUCCUUAACCUAGUACGAGGCAUAUCAUUAUCGUUACAGUUCCGAAUCACCGAAGAUGAUAUCAAGCAAAUAGACAAGUCCUUCAAUCAUUGGUUCCAAUUUAUUGACAAGCUGAUAAGCGAAAAGUGUAUAUCCAACUGUAUUUACAAAGUCAACAUGCACCAACUUAACCACAUCACAUUUAUUAUAAAAAAAUGUUCUAUUCUUCGUUGUGUGUCUGUCAGAUCCAUGGAAAGAGAAAUAGGAGCUUACAAAAAAAAAAUGAGAUCAAGAGUCAAUGCUGGUGAAAAUGCCAACAACAUUAUGGAACGAACGGCUCUUUUUUCUUUCAUGCGAAAUACAAAGAUGGUGAACUUUGAUCCAACUCCCCCGAAACUAGAAACCGACUUCGUAGAACAUCCUUCUGGUAAUGUGGACUUUGGUCAGUUAUGGGCUCCAUUUUAUCAAGAAUUUGAAUUGACUGGCAAUGCCGAUAAUGAUUGCCUUAUUGCUGGUGAUCUCCUGACUAUGAAAUCGUUUGUCAGCGCUUUAAAAUCGUACAAAAAACGUUUUUUUAGUUUACCAGAGCCUAUUCAUCGAAUCCAAAUCAAUGUGGAAUCUAUUCUUCCCGCUGGUAAGCUUUGGCAAGAUUCACACGUAUAUUCCGCUGCCAUCUUUAAACAAGGGUUAUCAAAGUCCAUUGCAAAACGUGGUGGUGAGCAUGUUCUGUUCCAUUCGAAUCACCAGACAAGAAGAAUUUCACAGGUGACUAACUGGUAUGUGGGUAGGCUGUUAUUCUUUUUUGAAUACGCAUUUGAUGAAACAUCCAGUUUUUACGCAGUACUUGAAGUCAUGAAGAGACAUUCCGCUGCCUCGCAUAGCCCUUGCAUUCCAACUGUUGUACCCUACGAAAAUAACGAAGAAAAAAAAAUAGUUGUUAUUAACAUUGCGGACAUUGUGACAGUUGUGGGAUUGCUGAAAAUGGUGACACAUUCAGUGAAUGGAAAGAAAGUAACAUACCAAGAUUCUAGUUCUCUAUUUGUCAUUUCACCUUCUACUAGCUUUGAUGAGGACAUGAAGAAAACAGCAGGAAAAAUAUCCAACCUUUGCUAA
Molecule: messenger RNA, 1626 nt
Organism: Mucor mucedo
Lineage: Eukaryota; Fungi; Mucoromycota; Mucoromycetes; Mucorales; Mucoraceae
Exons: 5
Coding region: 1-1626 (541 amino acids)
Source: RefSeq, a predicted model, not a curated record